AUGGAAAUUGUCUUGGGUUGGACCAGGCUCCUUGUGAAAUUCCAGACGACUGUUUCGCGAAAAAUGCCACUUGUAAAAGUAAAAAUUUCCGACAAUGCGUGUGGUACUUCUGGAACAUGUAAGAAAAAAAAUACCGAAUGCAAGAAUGAAAAAUGUCAAUGUCUUCCUAAUUACAAGGAAAUGGAUGGAAAUUGUCUCGGAUUGCAUCAAGCUUCUUGUGAAACUUCAAAAGAUUGUUUUUCCAAAAAUGCCACUUGUAAGAAUAAAAAGUGCGAUUGUCUGGAUCCAUUUUAUUAUGAAGAUUAUCACUGCUACAAAAAAGCUAAAGGGAUCGGCGAUGCGUGUCUUAGUCAAAUAGCAUGUAAGGAAAUAAAAAAUACUGAAUGCAAGGAUGGAAAAUGUCAAUGUCUUUCUAAUUACAAGAUAAAAGAUGGAAAUUGUCUUGGGUUGGACCAGGCUCCUUGUGAAAUUCCAGAAGACUGUUUCACGAAAAAUGCCACUUGUAAAAGUAAAAAGUGCGAGUGUCCUGACCGAUUUCAUUAUGAAGAUGAACAUUGCUACGAAAAUGAUAAACUUUCCGACAAUGCGUGUGGUACUUCUGGAACAUGUGAGAAAAAAAAUACCGAAUGCAAGAAUGAAAAAUGUCAAUGUCUUCCUAAUUACAAGGAAAUGGAUGGAAAUUGCCUUGGAUUGAAUCAAGCUCCCUGUGAAACUUCAAAAGACUGUUUUUCCAAAAAUGCCACUUGUAAAAAUAAAAAGUGCGAUUGUCUGGAUCAAUUUUAUUAUGAAGAUUAUCACUGCUACAAAAAACCUAUAGGGAUCGGCGAUGCGUGUCUUAGUCAAAUAGCAUGUAAGGAAAUAAAAAAUACUGAAUGCAAGGAUGGAAAAUGUCAAUGUCUUUCUAAUUACAAGAUAAAAGAUGGAAAUUGUCUUGGGUUGGACCAGGCUCCUUGUGAAAUUCCAGAAGACUGUUUCGCGAAAAAUGCCACUUGUAAGAAUAAAAAGUGCGAUUGUCUGGAUCCAUUUUAUUAUGAAGAUUAUCACUGCUACAAAAAACCUAUAGGGAUCGGCGAUGCGUGUCUUAGUCAAAUAGCAUGUAAGGAAAUAAAAAAUACUGAAUGCAAGGAUGGAAAAUGUCAGUGUCUUUCUAAUUACAAGAUAAAAGAUGGAAAUUGUCUUGGGUUGGACCAGGCUCCUUGUGAAAUUCCAGAAGACUGUUUCGCGGAAAAUGCCACUUGUAAAAGUAAAAAGUGCAAUUGUCCGAGUCAAUUUUAUUAUGAAGAUGAUCACUGCUAUAAAAAACCUACAAGUAUCGAUGAUGCGUGUCAUAGUCAAAAAGCAUGUAAGAAAGUAAAAAAUACUGAAUGCAAGGACGAAAAAUGUCAAUGUCUUCCUAAGUUUAAAAAAAGAAGUAAAAGAUGUGUGGGAUUGAAUCAAGCCCCUUGUAAAACAUCAAGAGAUUGUUUUGCCAAAAAUUCAGUUUGUAAUAACAAAACGUGCGAGUGUCCUGACCAAUUUUACUAUGAAAAUAAUCAUUGUCAUGAGCCAGCUACAAAAAUCGGUGAUGCUUGUUAUAACGAAAAAGCUUGUAAGAACAUCAACAACACUUCUUGUAUCGACAACAAGUGCCGUUGUAAAGGAAAUUUCACGAAAGCCGAAGGAUCUUGCCGAGCAUUGGUUUUUCCUGUUGGUACCGAUUAUCAGUGUCCCAACGGGUUCUAUUUUCAAAACGGAUACUGCUUGCACCCUGACCAUUCUUCGUGCGACAAAAUCGAUUGGUAUUGUACAAUUAGUACUUUGCGGUCGAGCUUCCAUACGUUCAAAGAGCAGCUUAUUGACUUUAAGCAGAAAGUUGCUUGUAAAGCUUUGGUUUUUUUAAACUUUUUUACUAAUAAUCAUAGAUCUUGUUAAUCAUAUUCAAUUGCAAUUUAUAUUUUAAGAAUCAAUAUGUUAUUAUGAUACUUUUUAUUUAUUUUAACAGUAGCUUAGUAGUUUAUUAUGAAAGUUGUAAGAGUGUAUUUGAUAAAAAUAAAUCAU
Molecule: messenger RNA, 2037 nt
Organism: Cotesia glomerata
Lineage: Eukaryota; Metazoa; Arthropoda; Insecta; Hymenoptera; Braconidae
Product: prion-like-(Q/N-rich) domain-bearing protein 25
Exons: 9
Coding region: 1-1911 (636 amino acids)
Source: RefSeq, a predicted model, not a curated record